Aspergillus novofumigatus IBT 16806 is the source of this 837-nucleotide messenger RNA. Its product is annotated as short chain dehydrogenase. Gene Ontology annotation, molecular function: acylglycerone-phosphate reductase (NADP+) activity; triacylglycerol lipase activity. The coding region runs from base 1 to 837 and encodes 278 amino acids. Lineage: Eukaryota; Fungi; Ascomycota; Eurotiomycetes; Eurotiales; Aspergillaceae. Gene Ontology annotation, cellular component: endoplasmic reticulum; lipid droplet. The record is from RefSeq and is a predicted model, not a curated record. Gene Ontology annotation, biological process: triglyceride catabolic process; phosphatidic acid biosynthetic process. The transcript has 8 exons.
AUGUCCGAUCCGUCGACAGGAAUUCCAACGUCCGCUGCAACCCAUCACUUCCCCGGCAUCAAAGAUAUUGAAGUUAUCGCGACUCUUCUCCCCCAUGAGGAAGACGAACAUCUGAUUUCGAAGGGCGUGCACGUCACCCGCACUGAUGUCACCAAGGAUGAGAGUGUAGAGGAGCUCGAGAAAACGGUCCAGCAGCUCACAGGGGGAAAGUUGGACAUACUUAUUAAUAAUGCGGGAAUCUGCUAUACCAUGCCUGCGACAGACACCGAGGUGACCGAAGUCGAAAAAAUGUUCAAAGUGAAUGUCUUCGGACCCAUGCGAAUGGUGCACUACAUGCAUCGUUUUGUGAUCGAGGCAAAAGGCGUUGUUGUCAACAUUGGUUCCAUCGGAGGUGUGUGCCCUUAUGUAUAUGGGGCAUCGUACAAUGCCAGCAAGGCUGCUCUGCAUCACUAUGGCAAUACACUGCGUGUGGAGAUGCGUCCAUUUGGCGUUCGCGUCGUGAACAUUAUCAGUGGGGAGGUACAUACCAACAUCCUCAAAAAUGACCAUGGCAGAGCCCUACCAGAAGAUUCAGUUUAUUAUCCGAUGAACGACGCUUUCCAGGCACAUCUCUACCGAAAGCCAGAUGGCAUCACCCCCGAUCAGUAUGCAGCUGGAGUGGUAAAGGAGAUAUUAAAAAAGUCACCAGCACCGUGGUUUUGGUUUGGUGCAUCAUCAGGCCUGAUCCGGUGCAUCGAUGCCUUUCUGCCGCGAACAUUUUGGGACUGGUUCUUUGGCCGUUUGUUUAAUCUGGGAAAGUUGGCUGAUUUGCAGUCCGGCGGAGUGAAGCUAACUUGA